ACAUCAUUUCUCUUCCUCCCCAACGAUUCUACUUCGAAUCCCAAUUCUCUUUCUUUUUCCCUCGCUUUCACGAAAAGGCCUCUUCUUCUUCCAUUUUUGAACAAGGGUUUCCGUGGGUUUGGUUCUUUAUCUGCCAUAGCCUGCUCAACGACGUCGUCCCCGUUUACUGGAAAGGUUGGGUGGCAUAAGCGAGAAGGCAAUUUUUCUCUCUUAUCGUUUGGUGCAAGCCUCGAUGAAAGCGUGAUGGAAGCUGAUAAAAAGGCGGAUUCUUCCCAAGUUUUGUCUGCAAUGCUUCCUUUUGUGGUGGCCCUCACUGCAGUUUCUGCUCUUUCUCAGCCUUCUACUUUCACUUGGGUGUCAAAAGAACUCUAUGCUCCUGCACUCGGAGGAAUCAUGUUGUCUAUUGGGAUCAGGCUUUCAAUUGAUGACUUUGCUCUGGCAUUCAAAAGGCCUGUCCCUCUGUCUAUUGGAUUUGUUGCACAAUAUGCCCUGAAACCAGCACUUGGAGUGUUGGUUGCGCGAGCAUUUGGAAUGUCUCGUAUAUUCUUUGCCGGUUUUGUCCUCAUGUCUUGUGUUGCUGGGGCUCAGCUGUCUAGUUAUGCCAGCUUCUUGAGUAAAGGCGAUGUUGCUUUGAGCAUUCUUUUGACCAGCUCAUCAACCAUUGCUUCAGUCCUCGUUACUCCUCUUCUAACAGGCCUUCUCAUUGGUUCUGUUGUUCCAGUUGAUGCAGUUGCUAUGUCAAAGUCAAUUUUGCAGGUUGUUCUUGCCCCAGUAACACUUGGCCUAGUCCUCAACACAUAUGCAAAACCAGUUGUCUAUCUCCUUCAACCUGUGAUGCCAUUCGUUGCAAUGAUUUGCACUUCAAUGUGUAUUGGCAGUCCUCUUGCAAUUAAUCGUAGCCAAAUACUUUCUCCCGAGGGUCUGAGAUUGGUGGCUCCUGUACUGACGUUUCAUGCAGUGGCAUUUACUUUGGGUUAUUGGAUAUCCAAAAUCCCAAUUUUCAGGUUAGAAGAAGAAGUCAGCCGGACAGUUUCGUUGUGUACAGGAAUGCAGAGUUCUACAUUGGCAGGGCUACUUGCAACUCAAUUCCUUGGGAGCACUCAAGCAGUUCCUCCUGCAUGCUCAGUAGUUGCCAUGGCUAUCAUGGCCUCUGUCUAGCCUCGUUCUGGGGGAGUGGACGUCGGAUUAGGGACUUGCCCUCUGUACUAAUUUCACAAGCGGGUAGCACCGUUAAGGCUUGACAGAAGUGGCUCCUUAUUGGAAUUUGGGAGUCACCACGCAUCUUAUUCCAUAAACUGGUGUAAUUGUCGAGGCCCAGAAAGGUGGCUCAUUCUUUUUUUUUGGACAAUCAGCAGGCUGAUUGAACAUCCAAUAUAUAGGCAGCAGAAGAGUAGAUCGUAAUCUAAGUAGAGCAGCAUAACCAUAGAUAGCCGUACACCUAUAGAAUUGGAGGAUACGAAGCGAAGGUGUGGAAAGCUGUAUAUUCCUUGUACAGUUUUUUGGUAUUUUGCAGCCCUGGGCUUCAAAUCUGCAAGCCCCAUUAAUGUUUAUUUCUGUGUAUAGUCUAUACGACAAGAUGUAAAUCAGAUUACUAAGGCACCUGAAAUGUGAACGAUCUGCCUCUCCUCAGUUCUCUCAUACAGGUGCAAAAGAUUAACGAAGUGUGCGCUCUCUUGAACUUGACUGCAUUAUAGCCGACUUCAAAGUUUACCCAAAAAGUAACACCCUGGAGUUUCAGUUUCUUGGGAUUGGAAGUGAAUACUCCGAGUUAGAAAGCAGCAAAAGGAUUGGGCUGGUUUAAAGUUGAAUUUUGUGAAUCAUUCUUUGAUACUGUCAGCAUCAUCUGCCUGAUUGAAGAUUUGGAGGUUUAUGGGCCACAUCGUGCCGAUUUAUGUUUGUUAGCUUAUGUUUUGUCAGCUUCAAAACAAGUUACAUGGAAUUAGUUGUUCUCUAAAAGUUGGACACAAGGUACCCAUACAAUAAAGCCCAAGAGGGCGCAUAUGCAAGGUU
This is a messenger RNA of Coffea arabica (coffee), 2010 nucleotides long. NCBI's taxonomy places the organism in Eukaryota, Viridiplantae, Streptophyta, Magnoliopsida, Gentianales, Rubiaceae. The record is from RefSeq and is a predicted model, not a curated record.